AUGAAGGUAGCAUUCAUUGAGAAUGGCAUCUGUGUAGCCUUCACAUACAAGAUUCCAAUAGUAUAUUCUAUUAACAUUCGUAUUCCAAGAAGAGCGUUCAACAUUUUCCGAGCACACAUUCUGCAAAGAAAAGCCAAUGUGAUCAUUUAUUAUGGUGAUUCUGACUCAAUGUUUCUGUUGCCUCAUGUCCUAAGCAAAACUGAAAUAAAAUUCAGUGCUCCUAUAGGGAAGGUUUGGAUCUCCACCGCUCUGUGGGGCUUCACCUUAAGCACAUCUUUUCAAUACUGGGAUGUCAAAUUCUUCCAUGGAGCUUUGUCUUUUGUCAUCCAAACAAACCAGCGGACAAAAUCCCAGGGCCUUUUCUUGACUCAAGAUGGCCAUUUCCUGGAUCGUAUUUGGUCCGAGACGUUUGACUGCUCUGAUUCCAACCAGAGAUGGUCACGGAAAACCUGGAAAAGAUGCCUGGGGAGAGGAAAGCUGGAAAGCCUUCCAACAUCUUGGCUUGGGAAUGGUAUGUCUGCUGAGAGCUACAAUGUGUACAAUGCUGUGUACAGUGUGGCACAUGCUUUCCAUGCUCUGAUCACAUCUGUGUCUAGCCGCAUGAUGACCACAGAGGAAGACAGACUGGAUCUUCUGAACAUAGAGGCAUGGCAGCUUCACCCUUUUCUGAGAAGCACCCGCUUCAACAGUACGACCAUGGACGAAGUAUAUUUUGAUGAAGAUAGGGAGCUGGUAGCUGACUAUAGUAUUGUGAAUUUGGUCACAUUUCCUAACGAAACCGCCAUAAGAGUGAAAGUGGGGAAGCUGGAGACCCAAGCCUCCUCAGGCCCAAAGCUGACUAUUCAUGAGGAGACCAUCGUGUGGCCCAACUGGUUUAAUAAGACCAAGCCUUGUUCUACUUGUACAGAAAGUUGCCAGCCUGGAUCCCACAAGGUGGUGCCAGAAACAAAGCCCGUUUGCUGCUAUAAAUGUGUCCCAUGCAUGGAAGGAACCAUUUCUACUCACACAGAUGCAGAUCACUGCCUUGCGUGUCUAGAAGAUCAGUACUCAAACAAUGAGAGGGAUGAGUGCUUCCCCAAGACUAUAGUCUUCCUCUCCUAUGAAGAACCACUGGGGGUUACCUUGGCUUUCUUUGCCCUACUCAUGUGUCUAGCCACAGGUUUCAUUUUGGGGAUUUUCAUUAAGUACCAGAGCACUCCACUUGUUAAAGCCAACAACCGAAACCUCACUUACAUCCUCCUUGCUUCUCUCCUGCUUUCCUUUCUUUCUUGCCUUCUGUUCAUCGGCCAGCCUCAAGAAGUCACCUGCCUUCUCCGCCAAACCAUCUUCAGCAUCAUCUUCUCAGUCGCCGUCUCUUCUGUGCUGGGAAAAACGACUACCGUGUUGUUGGCAUUCAUGGCCACAAGACCAGGGAACAGCAUCAGGAAGUGGAUGGGAAAGAGUUUGGCAAAUGGUAUUGUCCUUUUGGGUACUUUCAUUCAGUUUGGCAUCUGCAUUGCCUGGAUCGGAAUAUCUCCCCCCUUCCCAGAACUGGACAUGGAUUCCCAAGUCACACAGACAAUUCUGCAGUGCAAUGAAGGGUCCACCACUAUGUUUUAUUCUGCCCUUGGCUACAUGGGCCUUCUGGCUGCCAUCUCUUUUACUGUGGCUUUCCUCGCCAGGAAGCUCCCUGGGGGCUUCAACGAAGCCAAGUUUAUCACCUUCAGCAUGCUGGUGUUUUGCAGUGUCUGGGUCUCCUUUGUGCCAACUUACUUGAGCACCAAGGGGAAAUACAUGGUGGCUGUGCAGAUCUUCUCCAUCUUGGCUUCCAGUGGUGGGUUACUGGGCUGCAUCUUCCUUCCCAAAUGCUACAUCAUUGUCCUAAGGCCUGAUUUGAAUACAAAAGAGCACCUGAUGUUGAAAAGCAAAGAUUAAGGUUGAGGUAAAGCAAGAGGGGAGCGAAACCUUCUCAAAGACUGGAAUGUGAAAACACUCACAUAGAUGGUUAACAUUUUUACUUACUCACAUGGGAAGCCAACCCCCACCCAACCCAGCAUAUGAAAUGCUACAUUACCAAAGCAGACAGCAGAUGGCUUGCUGAUUUCUGCUAAGCCAAUUUAUUAUUUUAGUGAGGUAUAGGUGGGUGGUUGGGAUCCUAACCACCUUGUAUAAACUGAAGUAGAUAAGGAACAAUCUUACCUGAAAGCGCUACAAUUUAUAGUUCAAAUACUUUUCUUCUUCCACAUCAUAUUGAAUUACAGAUUUCAGGUUUACAGGCACCAACUGAGGUAAAUUAGUUAAAUGUCUUUUACUUAAAGAUGCACACUGUGUUAAGAUCAACAGUGCCAUCUGCAGGAAAUACAUUAAACUGUCUGCUUUUUCCUCAAUAAAAUACAGUCAUACCUCGGGUUACAGACGCUUCAGGUUGUG
Messenger RNA from Podarcis raffonei (Aeolian wall lizard), 2409 nucleotides. RefSeq names its product vomeronasal type-2 receptor 26-like. Gene Ontology annotation, cellular component: membrane. NCBI's taxonomy places the organism in Eukaryota, Metazoa, Chordata, Lepidosauria, Squamata, Lacertidae. The record is from RefSeq and is a predicted model, not a curated record. Gene Ontology annotation, biological process: G protein-coupled receptor signaling pathway. Gene Ontology annotation, molecular function: G protein-coupled receptor activity. Bases 1 to 1914 code for a protein of 637 amino acids. The transcript has 4 exons.